Molecule: messenger RNA, 339 nt
Organism: Austrofundulus limnaeus
Lineage: Eukaryota; Metazoa; Chordata; Actinopteri; Cyprinodontiformes; Rivulidae
Product: corticoliberin-1-like
Exons: 1
Coding region: 1-339 (112 amino acids)
Cellular component (GO): extracellular region
Molecular function (GO): hormone activity
Source: RefSeq, a predicted model, not a curated record
AUGAAGCUGAAUGGUCUCCUCAGGGUCUUGGCUCUGCUAGGUUUCUUCCUCCCUCCAUCAGCUGACAGUCGGCCCCCUGACCCCCCUGCUGUCCUCCCUCUGGGGGAGUUCUCUCUGCAUCGAGGAGGAGGCGCCGUCCCCCGUCCCUCCCCCUGGAUGAUGAUCGGGGCUCUUCUGCAGGAGGAGGGGAGCUGGAGGAGAAGGAGGUCUGACGAGCCCCCCCUGUCUCUGGACCUGACCUUCCAUCUGCUCAGGGAGGUUCUGGAGAUGGCCCGGGCCGAGCAGCUGGCCCAGCAGGCCCACAGUAACCGCAGGAUGAUGGACAGCUUUGGAAAGUGA